This is a messenger RNA of Sesamum indicum (sesame), 2783 nucleotides long. Its product is annotated as calmodulin-binding protein 60 A. The record is from RefSeq and is a predicted model, not a curated record. NCBI's taxonomy places the organism in Eukaryota, Viridiplantae, Streptophyta, Magnoliopsida, Lamiales, Pedaliaceae. Gene Ontology annotation, biological process: regulation of salicylic acid biosynthetic process. Gene Ontology annotation, cellular component: nucleus. Gene Ontology annotation, molecular function: calmodulin binding; sequence-specific DNA binding; DNA-binding transcription factor activity.
CUAGACAAAUGUGAGCAUUUGUAGGUUGAAUAUUCUUCAAAAGAUUUGUGGGCUGGGCGGGGGAAAAUGGAGGUUAAUAUGCAGAUGGAGGGUGUCAAUAAUGGUGGAUCAGAACAAGCCAGCAGUUCAGAUGAUGGGCAGCUUGUUGUAGCUUUAAGGGAGAUGAUGAGAAAGGAAAUUGAGGUGACGGUGAUCCGGACUGUUAAGCGAGUGAUUGUGCCGCUUGUGGAGGAUUUGAUUCGUAAAGUUGUAAAAGAGGAAAUUCAAUCAGCUCAAGAGAAGUUUUUGAUUGGUGGAAAGCGGAGCCAUGCAAAUGAGAUGGCCAUGUCAAAGGAAAGAAGUUUACAUCUUACGUUCUUAGAUGAAGUGUCUGGUCCAGUUCUUACCGGCAAGGCAAUUGAAGGAAAAGGAGGUACCCCAAUGAGAGUGGGUCUUGUUGACAAGAUAACCGGGCAGGUCGUUGACUGUGGGCCUGAAUCUUCUGCCAAGGUGGAGAUAGUAGUUCUUGAGGCUGGUGACAAUGAUAAUGAACAGAACUUGAGUCUUGAAAAUUUUAACGAUAGGAUUAUUAGGGAAAGUGAUAAGAAGAAGCCUCACUUUCCAAAAAGUAACUAUAUAUAUCUUAAGGAAGGUGUCGGCAUUUUAUGUAAUGUCAAGCUGGGACAUGAUUCAAGAUGGAUGAAGAGCUGCAAGUGCCGGCUGGGGGCAAGAAUUGUGGAGAAUUUUGGUGCUAUUAAAGUUCAAGCAGCAUGGACAGAGUCAUUUAUGGUCUCAGAUAGCCGCAGCAAGUUGUAUGAGAAACACUACCCUCCAUCGCUUUUGGAUCCUGUUUGGAGAUUGGAUAACAUCGGGAAAGAUGGCGCCCGAUGUCGGCGGUUGAACAAGAACAAGGUUUUGACUGUCCAAGAUUUUCUGUUUUUGCACUCUAUCCAUCCCGAGAGGCUCCAAAAUAUAGUCGGUGUUGGUGCUGAGAUCUUGAAGGCGACACUGGAUCAUGCUCGGACCUGCAAUAUUGAUGACAAAAGGAUAUACUUAUACUAUCCUUCCUCGGAACUGAAAAUGGGCGUGGCUUUUGACGUUGUUGGAGGACUAAAGGGGGUGGUAAUCCAUGACUCGCACUAUAUUCCAAAUAAUCUUCUAUCUGAAAAUGAAAAGGAUUGUGCACACAACCUACUACUGUCCGCAUUUGAAAAUCGGCAGGAUAUAACUUACUUUAACGAUGAAACAGCCCUUCUGCACCAAUUUCCACAUAGAUCAAGUUACAUCGGUGCAGCCUCACACUCCUCCAUCGAGGAUGGUCUCCAUGACCAGCAUCUCACCAUCUCUAAAAGCACUAACGGGUAUGAUCCCACCGAGCCAGGUACCUCAUCUCAGAGCAUUAGUCCAUCUGUCAGACCAUAUGGUAAUCCAAACACUAACCAUCAUUUUGGCUCUCUUGGAUCAACAACCAUGGGACAACUACAUGACCCCUAUUUGGGUGUCCCCAACCAGAGCCCAACUUCCUCGUUUUGUGAUCUUAAUUGUCUUUUAGAAAAUUUUGGAGACAAUGAGAAUCUAAUGUCUCUAAUUUUUCCUGAGAGGAACAACUCCUCCGAGUCCCUCAGGGCUGAAUCACAUUCUCGUCAACAAAGUAAUGCUGGCAGCAUCCACUUAGUUAUGGCUAUUAUGCUUUGGAUGUUUCGAGCGAGAAAGAGAGUUAUGGCUUUGGGAGGUGUUCAUGUUCAGAAACGGCGCAGAAUUUAACAGAUACCUAUACAUACAAGGAAACAACUGUUAGAAUGCUGUCAAUGGAAGUUGGGGAAAUUCCAUCCUGGAUGGGGUUUGGUUAAAUCCAAGCUGAUCACAUGGCGAGUACAUUGCACCUGUCACAUUGGUGUACAAUUUAAGAGAACGGCCAAAAUGUGAUUGGUUGGGUGUGCCAACCUGGUUCCUUGGUGGAUUUGAGAAGGCAGCUUGGCUAGCGCCUGCGGAUCUCCAACUGCUCCAAAUCUUAAUACAUUUAAUUCCGUCAAUGGAGCCUGUGGUCUGAGAUCGUUAUUACAUUUCAUGCAUGCUAAGUGUACAAGGAAGGGGAAAGAAUGGAUCUCCGUUAUGCACUCAAGAACACUACAGCAUAACUUCAUUACCUCUCGGCUGCUGAUUGUGAAACUUGAACUUGUGAAAUACGGUUAAGCGUUGCACUUGAGACUGUCUAUGAGAAGCAUCAUGCAAACUAGUCAAACACCCUUUGUAGAGACCAUCUCCCAGAAGUGAUGCUUCUGAAGAGUUUCCUGUUUGUGUUUGAUGACGGGCGGUUUUGUAUACAAUCCUACAUUUCACAAGACUUCUUGCAUGUGGGAUGCAGUUUGAAGAUGCAUUUGCAGGAAUUACCCGGACCAAAGAGAGACGUGAAGAGUGUGCAGGAUGCAGUUUUACAUGGAACGGCUGAAGCGUUCUUGAACUGAAAGACGGAAACCGGCUGCAGAAAGAGCUUCAGGGUAUGUUUUAUGCUAUCCAUCUUUGAGUCCGGAGAACAAGAAGCUGCAAACUUCUUGUCUUAUUGGUAAUAUGACAUUUAGACAUAGUGAAAACCAAUGUUAGUUUCUCUUUCAAAGACUUGUUUGAAUGUUGAAAUAUGUAAGCAAGGACCUGAGUUUGCUUAGAAGCCAGUUACAGCAUUCUUUCUUUGAACUCCAGCUUUAUGGUAUUUCGGAAACUUGUUUGUUGGGCAACCAAACAUGGUAUUAAGAGGAAAUUAACAUACUGGUCCGAACCUAUGUUUAACCCGAUCAAAUAUCUUUGCA